GCUCGCGCAGCAGCUGCACUAGUAACCGGCCACGGAGUCACUAGUAGUGCUCGCUGGCACGCUGGCGGCUGUCCGAGUCCCAAGAAGUUCCGCUCGACGUUGGCGUCUUUCGGCUUUCCGUCGUCAACUCGUCGGGGAAGUUUUUGGCGCGGCGGCCACAAUGGCGACGACCUAGCCCGACUUUGCUUCUUCCCCCCCCCCCCCGCUGCCGCUUUGACGGCCAAAAGUUCCGCGAACGUUUCUGUGGCUUUUGCGUGCUUCAAUUUCGAGUGGACGCAGGAGGGCGAGGAACAUGAAGAAACAGUUCAACCGAAUGCGGCAACUCGCCAACCAAACAGUCGGGAGGGCCGAGAAGACCGAGGUGCUGAGUGAUGACCUCCUUCAGUGUUGUGUUGCCGCGCAGAUCGAGAGACGCAUGGAGCUGGUGCGCUUCAUGUCGCACAACGCGCACAAGAGGCUGGUGUCCUGUCUGCAGGGUCAGCUGGGCACCGAGACGGAGAAGAGACAUAAAAGGUUGCCCCUGACGGCGCUGUCUCAGGCCAUGCAAGAGGGCGGCGCUCAGCUGGGGGACGAGAGUCUGAUCGGCAAGAUGAUGGACGUGUGCGGUGAGGCCGAGAGCAGGUUGGCGAGCGAACUGAUGCAGCACGAAGUGCAGAUCGAGCGAGACGUCCUGGAUCCUCUCAACACGCUGGCCGAGGUUGAGAUACCCAACAUACUAAAACAGAGGAAGCAACUCGCCAAACUGGUCCUGGACUACGACUCGGCCAAGACCAGGUGGUACCAAGCAACCAAGUCUAGCAACCAGGCCAUGGCAGCCAAGGUGGACUCCCUCAAGGAUGAGAUGGACGAGGCUCUGAACAAAGUGGAAAUGUGUAAAGACCAGUUAUCGGCAGACAUGUACAACUUUGCGUCCAAAGAAGGAGACUAUGCACGCUAUUAUCUCAUGUUACUAGAGGCCCAGGCAGACUACCACAGAAGGUCUCUGGCAGCUCUGGAGCAAGCUAUACCGAGUAUUCAAUUACAGCAAGACUCCUGGACGGAGAAGCCGGCGUUCGGCACGGCCCUGGAGGAGCACCUGAAGCGGAGUAACCGUGACAUCGCGCUGCCCAUCGAGGCCUGCGUCAUGAUGCUGCUGGAGACGGGCAUGAAGGAAGAGGGUUUGUUCCGAAUAGCAGCGGGAGCUUCAAAACUAAAAAAGCUGAAAGCCGCACUGGACUGUUCCACUUCCCAACUGGAAGAGUUCUACUCCGACCCCCACGCCGUCGCCGGAGCCCUGAAGUCGUACCUCAGGGAACUUCCGGAACCUCUCAUGACCUUUGGCCUGUACGACGAGUGGACGCAGGCAUCCAAUGUGUCCGACCCUGACAAGAGACUUCAGGCUUUGUGGGUGACGUGUGACCGUUUGCCAAAGACUCACAAAGCCAACUUGAGGUACCUGGUGAAGUUUCUGGCCAAACUGGCUCAAGAGCGCGACGUCAACAAAAUGUCUCCCAGCAACAUCGCCAUCGUCCUGGGCCCCAACCUGCUGUGGGCGAAGACAGAGGGGACGCUGGCAGAAAUGGCUGCGGCGACGUCGGUCCACGCGGUCGCCAUCAUUGAGCCGAUCAUCCAGCACGCCGAUUGGUUCUUUCGUGAAGAGGUGGACUUCGACGUGUCGGGCAUGUUCGCCAUGCCCGUCCACCCGGCGGCGUCGGACCCGGAGCUCGAGAGGAAGCGCCCCGGCAGCCUGGUGGGGCAAGACGGGGACGCUCACCCUCCCCGCAAAGACAGCACUGUUAACCAAUAUCCGGAGCCCAGCCCGCGUAGAGCCGGCACCGCGAUUAGAAAGCAGCCGCAGCUAACCUCGCCCGCCUUCCGACCCCUACCGCCCCAGCGGGAAGGCCACGAGACCCGGCCCCCGGGCGCCGCCCCGGAGGCCGAGCGGCCGGGCAGGGGCGCCGGGGGCCCGGCGGUCGCCGCGCAGCCUCGGCACGUCGGCCAGCUCGGCGCGGAGGAGAGCAGCCCGGCCCGGGAGCUCGCAUCCACCCCGCCUCCGCAGAGGAACGGUUCGGUCCACCUUACGGCCGGGACGCCGCAAUCCCAAGGUGGCUCCAGGGGGCCCAGCCCUCACAUGGUCCGCAGAGGCACCAAGAAACAGGCGCCGGCACCGCCCAAACAAGCCAGUCCCUUCGCCUCUCAGUCCGUCAACCAAAGUUCAACGUCCCCGCACCACCCGCCCGUCGCCCCGAGGCGCCACCCGGGCAAAGAAAGCCCCAUCCACGCGCCGCCGAGCCACCCGCCCCCGCAGCCGCCGUCGCCGCCCAGGACGCCCACCCCGCCCGGCACGCCGCCUCAGGACGGCCCCUUCUCCCAGCCGCCCGCCUACCACUACGGCUCGCUCCCCCGCCCCUCCCGGCCGGCGCCCAAGCCGAGACCCCGGCCCAACAUGCCGCCGCCCCCGCAACCCGCCGGCGGCGACGACUGCAAUGGCCUCUUGGGCUCCGCUUCGAAGAUCAUCACAGACGGCGGCCCGGACCUAAAGGGGGUCAAACGAGCGUGGAUGCCGGAGGUGAUGGCGGGCCAACGAGCGGAGCCCCCCGCCAACCUCGACCUACACGCGGAGAGCACCUCGCUGUGAGCGGGACAUCGUCCCGGCUCGGCGCCGCUCGACUCUUUUGUGACAAUCUGCCGCCAGGCUUGGGCGAUAGUAUUUUUUUCUAUGAAUC
This is a messenger RNA of Phycodurus eques (leafy seadragon), 2705 nucleotides long. RefSeq names its product Rho GTPase activating protein 17b (gene arhgap17b). Gene Ontology annotation, molecular function: GTPase activator activity; protein binding. The transcript has 20 exons. Gene Ontology annotation, biological process: regulation of Rac protein signal transduction; regulation of actin cytoskeleton organization; positive regulation of GTPase activity. The record is from RefSeq and is a predicted model, not a curated record. Gene Ontology annotation, cellular component: intracellular anatomical structure; cytoplasm; cytosol. NCBI's taxonomy places the organism in Eukaryota, Metazoa, Chordata, Actinopteri, Syngnathiformes, Syngnathidae. Bases 293 to 2617 code for a protein of 774 amino acids.